Molecule: messenger RNA, 7611 nt
Organism: Danio aesculapii
Lineage: Eukaryota; Metazoa; Chordata; Actinopteri; Cypriniformes; Danionidae
Gene: aff4
Product: AF4/FMR2 family, member 4
Exons: 21
Coding region: 453-3707 (1084 amino acids)
Biological process (GO): regulation of gene expression
Cellular component (GO): super elongation complex; nucleus
Source: RefSeq, a predicted model, not a curated record
AGUUUACCAAGCCGAAAAUCAGCCAGCCAGAUGAUACGCGAUGAUCUCCUAAAAAAAUGACCGUGAUCUGCCGCAAGAAUCUGCCCGACACAAUGACCACGAGCAGGCGACCCUCGGUGGUAUGGCUCACGUAAACGAGCGUGAUUUUGGUUUUUCUUUGGUUACUUGUUUGUUGACGGCGGCGGCUGACACAUUUAUUGGGGCGCAGAGCAGAUCACGCAGACAAAGGGAAAAGGCUUUCAUAGCGAGAAUGCUUCGGGCCUAAAAGAAGCCAAGAGGAAAUACAGCAGAAGCAGCAGCAGAGACGAUUGAAGCGUGAAAGCUGCCAAAUCAAGAAAAGUCUGCCUCAAAGUGGACGGUACAGACCAGAGCGAGCCCUAGCUGGAAAAAGAACCAUCAAGUUGUCUGGAAUUUUCCCUCAAUCCUCUUCCAAUGGUUCAUUGGUUGAGGCCAUGGCCUCUCAGUCAGGCAACAUGAACCGUGAAGACCGGAAUGUGCUCCGUAUGAAAGAAAGGGAAAGGAGAAAUCAAGAAAUCCAGCAGGGAGGAGAGGCCUUUCCAGCUAACUCCCCCCUCUUUCCUGAACCUUAUAAAGUUGCCAAGGAAGAUAAACUCUCAAGUCGCAUCCAGAGCAUGCUGGGAAAUUACGACGAGAUGAAGGAAACCAUCGGUGAACCGCCAAUGUCCAAGCUCAUUUCCAAAGCUUCCAGCUCUUCCUCCGAGGACAAAUCUGGCCAGUAUGGCUCACAGACUCAGAACAGCAAGUGGACCCCGGUGGGUCCGGCUUCAGGAGGCGGCAUCUCUUCAUUGUCUUCUCAGAAACGCUCGUCUGUGCCGAGCGGCAGCCAGAGGAGCAGCUCCAGCGGCCAGCGGCACGAGCGGGACUACAGCGGCAGCAAGAAAUCCAGCAAGCACAGCAACGAGCACAAGUCCCACUCCAGUUCCAGCCCGGCCAAAGUGUCCAGCAACCACUCGCGCCGCACCAAGUCCCCCAGAGAUAGAGAGGCCAACUGGGACUCGCCCUCCAUCCCGCAUUCCUUUCCCAGUGGACAUCCCAACCAAACCUUCCCACCCUCACUCAUCAAAUCCACCUCCAUGCCCCAGAAGCCCACCGCUUACGUUCGGCCCAUGGACGGCCAGGAGACGACCGAGGCCAAGACUGCUUCGGAUUCAUACAGUGGCCAAUCACACAGCAGCACUGUUGGAGAAAUGAAGACCAAUGGAAAGACCUCGCUCACCAAGCUCAAGAUCCCAACCCAGCCUCCAGAGACGGGAGAUGCGAGCUGUGUUGAUGAAAUUUUAAAGGAAAUGACUCAGGUCUGGCCUCCUCCAUUAACAGCCAUUCACACCCCCUGCAAGACGGAGCCGCCUUCCAAAUUCCCCUUCUCCAACGCUAAGGAUGCCCAGCACCAGUCUGUUGGGGCUCAAAAAAAGUUCUCAGGGAAGAGCGCAUCAACCAGUCACCCGUCAAAGCCAUGUGACAGUGAGCAGUCCAAGAUGCUUCAUGAUGAUCUUAAGCUCAGCAGCAGUGAAGACAGUGACGGAGAGCAAGAUCCUGCCAAAAACACCCCUCAAAACAACUCAACAAGUAACAACAGUAAUAACAGUGAGGGAGCGGAGCGAGAGGACACCAGCAGUCACAGUGGCUCCGAGAGCAGCUCCGGGUCCGACAGCGAGAGCGAGAGCAGCUCCACUGACAGCGAGACAACCGAACCGCCACGAGCUGCGUCCCCCGAGCGGGAACAGCCCACGGCUAACAAAUGGCUUCUGGACAACUGGUUAAAUAAGGUCAACAAGCUCUCUCCUGCUUCUCCGGUGGAAAACAGCAACAGCAGCACGCCGGGAACCAAGUAUAAGAAGGAGGGUCGAGAUACCAGCUCCAGCAGGAGCUACAGUGGGCAGGGGUCUAAAGAAACUGCAACGUCAGCCGGCCGAGAGCUGCGGCCCAAUCAGAAGAGCUCCGAAAGCUGGCGAGGACGCAGUCAGAAAUCUCCUGCUCAGAGCGAGGGCGCAAGUCAGUCCGGGCGACGGGUCGUAGGCAAAAAACAGCCCAAAAAACCUGAGAAGCCACCAGUGGUUGAAGAGCCCAAGGGUGGACUUAAAGUUGAAACUGAGCCAUCGCCUGAAAUCCCGUCACAUAGAGCUCGCGCUCCCAAUAAAGGCCCGCGCAAACCCAACAUCAAAAAAGAGCCCAAAACCUCCUCUCCUCGACCUCCGCCUGACAAGCGCAAGACGAAAGCGGCAAAAGUGCCCAGCAAGUCUCGCGAGUUCAUUGAAUCGGAUUCGUCGACGUCGGAUUCUGAAGGCAACGAAAGCGACCCGUUGUCUUCGCAGACGCCGAAAGAUUACAGCGAAAACCCCUUGGUGCCACUCUCCAAUGUGGUUUCGCCCAUUUAUGACCCGCCCAGACUGCUGGUGCAGAUCAACCUCAGCCUGCUGACCAGAAUCCCGGGACGACUCUACAAUGAAACGGAGGUUAAGGUGGAGCGAGGGUCUCCGGCAGAGGGAAAAAGCAGCCAGAAGCAGCCCGGAGAAAAGAUAACCAGCAAGGAAGGAAGGAAGAGGAAACACAAGAAUGAAGACGAUGGUGUGAAACCAGAGAGUAAGAAGUCCAAACUGGAUGAGAAGUCUUCACGCAAAUCAAGCAGUAAUGAAUCUUCCAAGCGCGCUCCGGAAAAAGAGAAGGAGUCUGCGCCGUCUCCCUCCAUCACACUGCAGCGGACGCCCAAAUCUGAGCAGCAGGGACGCAAGCGGACCCUCAGCCAGUCCUCCAGCACAGUCACCAGCAAAGACAAGAGCAGCUCCAGCUCCAGACACCGCAGAGGAGACGACAAACCCCAGCGCAGGGAGGCCAAGGAGAAAAGCUCUAAAACGGAGAAUCCAGUUUCGGUGCCACCGCUCUCUGAGGGCUCCAAAUCUAGAUCUAAGCUCCUGUUUGAGGACAGGGUUCAUUCGGCUGACCAUUACCUUCAAGAAGCCAAGAAGCUGAAACACAAUGCGGAUGCUCUGGUGAGGAUGGACAGAUUUGAGAAGGCGGUGUAUUACCUGGACGCUGUGGUGUCUUUCAUUGAGUGUGGAAACGCCCUGGAGAAAAACGCCCAGGAGGCCAAAUCCCCCUUCCCCAUGUAUGCAGAAACCGUGGAGCUCAUCAAGUACACUAUGAAGCUAAAGAGCUACAUGGCACCAGAUGCGACCUCUCAAGACAAAAGGCUAGCAGUGCUAUGUCUUCGGUGUCAAGCGCUCCUGUAUUUGAGGCUUUUCAAGCUACGGAAAGAAAGUGCACUGAAAUACUCUAAAACACUCACUGAACACUUGAAGAAUUCAUUGAGUAAUACUCAAGCUCCAUCUCCUGGAGUAGCAAAUAAAAGCGCAGGGAUGCCGUCUCCAGUCUCUCCCAAACUCUCUCCUGGCAGUGCGGGCAGCUACUCCUCCAGCAGCUCCAGCCAAAGCGCCAGCUCCUCAGUCACCAUCCCGCAGCGCAUCCACCAGAUGGCGGCAAGCUACGUGCAGGUCACCUCCAACUUCCUGUACGCCACCGAGGUGUGGGACCAGGCCGAGCAGCUCGCCAAAGAGCAGAAAGAGUUCUUCACUGAGCUGGACAAGGCGAUGAGUCCGCUGAUCUUCAACACCAGCAGCAUGACUGACCUGGUGCGGUUCACGCGGCAGGGCCUGCACUGGCUACGACUGGACGCCAAGCUCAUCCAGUAGAGCGCUUUAACCUGUAGCCCCUUUUUCUAUGCCUACGCAAAACACUCACGCACACACACACACACACACACACACGCACUCGACCUGCCUCAGACAUCUGUGACACUGUGCUCAUUUCUACACCAGCUUGCCAAAAAUACGAAACACUCAGAUCCCCGCCCCUUCCCCCACCCCCUCUCUGCUCCGCUCGUGAAUAUUCAUGAAGGGGGAGGCGGCUUAACCAACAUGCCCACACACUCUGCGUCCUGGUCAAUAUCAUCGGCUUGUUUUUUUGGGUAUAAAAAGCCUUGUUUUAUACUUUUGACUUAUUUUUGCUGGCUGUAAGCAAACAAGGAUAAUAAUUGGAUGUUUAUGGCGCUUUCUUUUAACCAAAGUACCUCCCUUUUACCAAAGGUGCUUUAAAAUUGAGGUUUUCUCUCCUUGUUAUCAGUUUUAUUGUGCCUUGUAUUUGAUAUACAGGAAACUAAGAGACACAAUAUCUUGACGUACACAUCGAGGAAGGUUAAAGUGAGGGUGUGGAUCGCCGAAGGCUUGAAAAACGAGAAGAACAUCUGAGGCUUUUUAUUGUUUGUUUGUAUGUUUGGUCAGACCAAAAGACUGUUCGGCACCAUAUCAAGGCAUUACCGUGUUCGCUUUGGUUUUACAGCCUGUCGUAUAUCUGUAUUCGUCACUACCGCAAACACCCAGGCCACGAUUUUAUUUUAUUAUAAUUCUUUUCUAAAGGAAAUGUAGCGCUCGCAUCGGUGUCACUUUUUCUUCUGGUAUUAAAAACGCAGGAGUAUUUUAUUACCGCGGUCGACUCGCUCGGCCAGAUAUAGAUUUUUAUUUAGAUAUAAACGCAUAAAUCCAAGUUUUCCGCAUUUCUUCGGCAUGGAUACAGGGUUGCAAUACGAGAUGAGAGACGUAUUUCUAUUGUAUAUGAAAAUAUCAUAUUUAAAUAUUUAAUGUGAGUCUUGAGGUUGCCUUUUCUAGUGUCAUAGUCGCCCCGUGUGUUGCAGUUCUUUUUAAAAGGAAACCAGUCAUGUAAGGAUGUAUUUAUGAUGUGUACUGUCGCAAAUAGCAGUCUAUGUGUGUACAUAUUGCAGUCGUUUUAGCGCAGGCCGGCUCGUAUCCAUACGCAAGGUGUAGAUCGGAUCCAAAACCAUGGGUGGAGUUGAUUGCGCUCAAUGGUGGAUGAAAUGCUGGAAACAUAUCGUCUCUUGCACUAGAGUCUUUUAUCUGAUUGGCUUUUUUCUUUUUUUUUGUUUGUUAAUCUGUGUUAUGAUUUGGAAACAAGGUGUCCUGUCGAUGGGAAUCGCAGUAUUUGACUAUUAAUUGGACCUCUGUUUUGCAGAUUAAAUGUUUGAGAUUUGAUCAGUCGAGAAACAUUCUGUAAUAGGGCUGAGGUUUGUUAAAGGAACACUCAACUUAUUUUGGAUAAAUUAACUCGUUUUACAUCUCAAAAACAGUUAAACUGUUGAGUUUUAUAAUUUUUGAAUCCAUUCAGCCAAUAUUUGGGUCUGGCGGGAGCACUUUUAGCUUAGCUUAGCAUAGAUCAUUGAAUUGGAUUAGACCGUUAGCAUCUUCUUGAGUUAUAUCGUUAGAUUGCAUUUUCCAUCUGUCUGUAACUACAGAAGAGUCUAGAUUUAAAUAAGAAAUUAUCAAAAAUCUUUUUUUUUUUUUUUUUUUGUUACGUUUUUGAGCGAGAUGCUAAUGGUCUAAUCUGAUUCAAUAAAUCUAUGCUAAGCUAGAAAGCUAAAAAUGGCUUUUUGUGUGGAAAAAAACUAUUUUUACCUCUCAACCACAGUUUAACUGUUUAGUUUUAUAAUUUUUGAAUCCAUUCAGCCGAUCUUUGGGUCUGGAGGGAGCACUUUUAGCUUAGCUUAGCAUAGUUCAUUAAAUCGGAUUAGACCGUUAGCAUCUUUUAGAGUUGUAUCGUUACAUUGCAUUUUCCGUCUGUCUGUAACUACAGAAUAGUCAAGAUUUAAAUAAAAAAAUUAUCAAAAAUCUUUUCUUUUUUUUACGUUUUUGAGCGAGAUGCUAAUGGUCUAAUCCGAUUCAAUGAUCUAUGCUAAGCUAAAAGCUAAAAAUGCCUUUUUUGUGUGGAAAUAAACUCAUUUUACAUCUCAACCACAGUUUAACUGUUUAGUUUUAUCAUUUUUUAAUCCAUUCAGCCGAUCUUUGGGUCUGGAGGGAGCACUUUUAGCUUAGCUUAGCAUAGUUCAUUAAAUCAGAUUAGACCGUUAGCAUCUCAGAAAUGACCAAAGAGUUUUGAUGAUUUUCCUAUUUAAAGCUUGACUCUUCUAGAGUUACAUCAUGUACUAACACCAACGGAAUAUGAGAAGUUUCUAUAUUUCUAGGCCGGUAUGGAUAGGGUAACUAGAUACUUUGUUGCUGUACCAUGGCUUUUAUGUUGUGCUUGAAAAUAGCAACUUUACAUUUUCCGUCGGUCUGUAACUACGGAAGAGUCCAGAUUCAAAUAGGAAAAUGAUCAAAACUCCUUUUUUUUUUUUUUUUUUUUUUUUUGAACGAGAUGCUAAUGGUCUAAUCUGAUUCAAUGAUCUAUGCUAAGCUAAGCUAAAAGUGCUUUUUGUGUGCAGAUAAACUCAUUUUACGUCUCAACCACAGUUAAACUGUUGAGUUGUAUCAUUUUUUAAUCCAUUCAGCCGGUCUUUGGGUCUGGCGAGAGCACUUUUAGCUUAGCAUAGUUCAUUGAAUGGUAUUAGACUAUUAACGUCUCGUUUAAAAAUGACCAAAGAGUUUCAAUAAUUUUCAUAUUUAAAGCUUGACUCUUCUAGAGUUACAUUGUGUACUAAGACCAACGGAAAAUGAGAAGUUACUAUAUUUAUAGGCCAAUAUGGAUGUCAACUAGGAACUUUUGUUGCAGUACCAUGGCUGCAGCAGGGGCUUUUUUAACAGUUUUAAGCAAGAUGCUAAUGGUCUAAUCCGAUUCAGUGAUCUACGCUAAGCUAAGCUAAAAGUGCUCCCGCCAGACCCGGAGAUAGGCUGAAUGGAUUAAAAAAAAAUAAAAAACUUAAACCAUUUUACGCUAUAAGACAUGUAAAAUAAGUGUAUUUACAAAAUAAAAGUGGAGUGUUCUUUUUUUAAAGAGAGAGUUCACCCAAAAAUGAAAGAGUUCAUGUCAGUUUACUCGCCCUCCGGCCAUCCAAAAUUAAGAGUUUGUUUUUUUUAGGUCAAACUGUUGUCAAUAGUAAUUCAUGUAAAGCCAGUUAGUGAUAUUUUGAGUCAAAAACACAGAGGGAGAGUUCACACCCAAAAUGAAAAUAUGCAUCAUUUCCUAUUCUCCACCUGUUUUAAAACCUGUGUGAGCUUCUUCUGUUAAACACAAAGGAAGAUAUACUGAAGAAUGCUGCAAGUAGUCCUGUUGUGUUCCAACUAUAAAUACCAUAGGCUGCUCUUUUCCCUCAACAUUCUUCAAAAUAUCUUCUUUUGUGUUCACCUGAAGAUAGAAAUUCCAGAAAGCACUUGAACGUGAAUAAAUGAGGACCAUUUUCACUUUUGGGAUGAACUACCCCUUUAAUGAAGAGAAACUGAACAUUAUUACAGCAUCAUUACCCUUUAAGUCAUGCCAAAAUGUUGAACAUCUCUUCAAAUUCACGCACUCCUGUGGUGCACAGGGACGUAAUCUCACUCUUAAACUGGGUUCACCAUUCAUUAUAAGCACAAAUAUCAUUCCGAUGAUCAAAACGACACCCUUUCCUGUCUGUUGUAAAUUAUAUUGUAGUUUAUCCCGCAGAAACUUCACACUCGCACUCAAUAACGCACAACAGUUUUGAAUUAAACGUAAUCGCGCUCAUAAACGAUGUUCAUUUUGCGUCAUGAGUGUCAUUAGAUCAUUAGAAGCCACGUGUGUUAAUUUCGUGUUGCCUGUAUGUGUUAUUAUUCGACUCUAAAAGUAUCUGAU